AUGCCCGUGAGAAAUAAAGUCCCCAUUUCUGCACAGGAUUGCAUCCGAUCCGAACUGUCGCUUGGCGAAGAAGUUGUGACCAUCAGACGUAACGCCCCGGCGGCAUUGCUCUACGAAGACGCUUUGCACGAGUCCCGUACGACAAUUGCCAGUUCCGGAGCUCUCAUUGCUUUCUCUGGAGCGAAAACAGGACGGUCUCCUCGCGACAAACGGAUAGUCGAUGAACCCUCCUCCAGAGAUAACGUCUGGUGGGGCCCUGUGAAUCGCAAGUGCUCUGAAAAAACAUGGCUGGUGAAUCGUGAGCGGGCUGCUGACUACCUCAGAACACGGGAUCACUUGUACAUUGUGGACGCUUAUGCCGGCUGGGAUCCACGGUACCGCAUCAAGAUUCGUGUUGUGUGUGCGCGUGCGUACCAUGCGCUCUUCAUGACAAACAUGUUGAUCAGACCUACUCCCGAAGAACUCAAAAAUUUCGGUGAGCCUGACUUCACAGUUUGGAACGCAGGUCAAUUCCCAGCAAAUACACACACUGAUGGAAUGACGUCUAAGACAACCGUUGAGAUAAACUUUGCUAAGAUGGAAAUGGUUAUUCUUGGCACCGAAUAUGCUGGUGAAAUGAAAAAGGGCAUUUUCACGGUGAUGUUCUAUUUGAUGCCCGUUAAUCACAAUGUGUUGACGCUUCAUUCCUCUGCAAACCAAGGUAUCAAAGAUAAUGACGUUACUUUGUUUUUCGGACUCAGUGGGACAGGGAAAACGACGCUGUCUGCAGACCCCGCGCGUAGACUGAUCGGCGACGACGAACACUGUUGGUCAGACCACGGCGUGUUUAACAUAGAGGGUGGAUGCUACGCAAAGUGUAUCGGUCUCAGUGAAGCAAAAGAACCUGAAAUUUUUCGCGCUAUCAGAUUCGGCUCGGUGCUGGAGAACGUGGGAUACGAUCCUUUAACCAGAGAGGUAGACUACGAUGACUGUGAGAUCACCGAAAACACUCGUUGUGCGUACCCAAUUGAGUAUAUUCCGAGCGCCAAGAUUCCUUGCUUGGCAAACGAGCACCCUAAGAACAUUGUGUUGCUUACAUGCGAUGCUUCCGGAGUGUUACCACCAGUGUCAAAACUCAGCCCAGCUCAAGUUAUGUACCACUUUAUCAGCGGGUAUACCUCAAAAGUUGCCGGAACAGAAGAGGGGGUCACAGAACCCGAAGCAACAUUCUCAUCAUGCUUUGGACAGCCAUUUUUGGCCCUUCACCCUCUCAAAUACGCUACAAUGCUUGCUGAGAAAAUGCAAAAGCACAGUGCCGAUGCUUGGUUAGUAAAUACCGGAUGGACCGGAGCCAGUUUUGUUUCAGGAGCCCAGAGGUGUUCUUUAAAGUAUACGCGUGCUAUUUUGGAUGCUAUCCACGAUGGUUCGCUAGCCGCAGGAGAAUUUGAGGUUUUGCCCACUUUCAACUUACAAGUACCGGUUCACGUCAACAACGUUCCUGACAACUUACUGAACCCCGCGAAAAGCUGGAACAGUGGUAAGGCCAAUUAUCAGAAAGCGGUGAGGUCUUUGGGUAACUUGUUUGCUUCCAAUUUUCAAAAAUACACAGAGCAGGCCAGCACCGAGGUCAUUGCAGCUGGUCCAAUAAUGUAA
Molecule: messenger RNA, 1632 nt
Organism: Lachancea lanzarotensis
Lineage: Eukaryota; Fungi; Ascomycota; Saccharomycetes; Saccharomycetales; Saccharomycetaceae
Gene: PCK1
Product: LALA0S01e18558g1_1
Exons: 1
Coding region: 1-1632 (543 amino acids)
Biological process (GO): gluconeogenesis
Cellular component (GO): cytosol
Molecular function (GO): phosphoenolpyruvate carboxykinase (ATP) activity; ATP binding
Source: RefSeq, a predicted model, not a curated record